Messenger RNA from Megalobrama amblycephala (Wuchang bream), 2397 nucleotides. RefSeq names its product carbohydrate (N-acetylgalactosamine 4-0) sulfotransferase 8 (gene chst8). Bases 715 to 2037 code for a protein of 440 amino acids. The record is from RefSeq and is a predicted model, not a curated record. Gene Ontology annotation, molecular function: sulfotransferase activity. Gene Ontology annotation, biological process: carbohydrate biosynthetic process; proteoglycan biosynthetic process. Gene Ontology annotation, cellular component: membrane. The transcript has 4 exons. Lineage: Eukaryota; Metazoa; Chordata; Actinopteri; Cypriniformes; Xenocyprididae.
UUUACUAGCGAUUUCAGAGUGAACGUUAAUGAGUGUUUAAUUUUCAUGAAUGUCGAAAUGCAAAAACAGUGAUUGCUCUAAAGAAUACUUUAUUUUCUUCAUGCAAAAUAUUUUUUUACUUCUCUUGCUUUGUGGGUGAAUGUGAUCUGCACAUGUUCUUGACGGGUUUCGUGAGAUUCGCUCGUGCAGUGCUGUGUGAUAAUGAGUGAACGCAGUUACCAGCUCCACUCUAUUCACACUGAAUCACAGCGCGAGGACACCCACACUGCGCGAGCUCUCUCUCUCUCUCUCUCUCUCUCUCUCUCUCUCGUGCUGUUAGAGGCGGUGCAUCCUGCGCUCAUUCGUCUGUACAGGGAGUUUGAGUUCCGAUCCUCUUCAUCACACAGAACUGAACCCGCUGACAGUUUUCACGCGGAUCCCGCGCGCGCGCGCACUGCAGAUGCGUUAACACUUUUGUGGCUUCCUUCCACAGAGACUCACAAAGGAAAUAUAUAUCAGACACGCGCAUCAUUCCAGCGGACCGAACCGGAUCUGAAGGUCUGGAUCCGUGGACGGCAAGGCAACAGGAGGAUCUCGAACACAAGUGGAUGUUGAAUCGCGCUUUCCAUGGUGCUGAAAUGAUCUGAUCUGAUCUGAUCUGAUCUCAGCCCCUCAUCAUCAUUAUCAUCAUCGUCAUCAUCUGCACAGCAGGUGCGUCUUUCGCUCUGAGCUGUGAUGCUCUUCAUGGAUUGUAAGAUGGUGGAUGCUCUUCGUGGCCGGAGGAGGUUGCGGGUGUCUGUCUUUAAGCCGCCCUGUUCGUUCUGGUUUCUGCUGCUGUUUGGUGUCGGAGGACUCGUUCUCUUCAUCCACCUGCAGGAUCUGUCUGAUAUGGUGCUACAACAGUCUCCAGGUGUGAAGUUCAGGGGCACGACUCAGUCCAGACAGGAGCAGUGCGCCCAGUUCAGUGAGGUCAUGGGCAGCGUCUCCGCUAGACUCAACCAGCGGUCAGAGGAGGGCGACGUCGACCCCAUCUCACCCAUGCAGCUACCAGAUUUCCAGUGGAAACGACAAGCCGCCACACCGGGCUCCCGAGAGCAUGACCCGGGCUCCCAACAGGUCACCAAACGCCACCGGAAACUUUUAAAGACCAGCCCGGUGCAGCGACCCCACACGAACUCCUCCAUGUUGUCGUCGUCUUCAUCAUACUCGGCCACGGAGAACUCGCGGCGUCUGGCUGACAUUCAGGAGUCCCGUCGACGGAUCGUGCGGGAGGUCUGCGGGAAGUAUCGGAGUAAUAUUUCUCGGACAAUAACGCCGCAUCACGUGUCGCGGAUUUACGUGGAGGACAGACACAAACUGCUGUACUGCGAGGUGCCGAAAGCCGGAUGCUCCAACUGGAAGAGGGUCCUGAUGGUUCUGGCCGGCGUCGCCAACACCACGCAGGAAAUCAAUCACGUGGCCGUUCAUUACGACAAUCACCUGAAACGUCUGGACAGCUUCGACCGGCAAGGCAUAACCAAGCGUUUGGAGACGUACACCAAAGUGCUGUUCGUCCGCGAGCCCAUGGAGCGCCUGGUGUCAGCGUUCAGGGACAAAUUCGAGAGCCCCAAUUCCUACUACCAUCCCGUAUUCGGGAAGCCCAUCAUCUCGAAAUACAGAGUGAACGCAUCCCAGGCGGCUUUGAAGACGGGAAGCGGCGUGACCUUUCGGGAGUUCAUCCACUACCUGCUGGACGUGCACCGUCCCGUAGGAAUGGACAUCCAUUGGGAAGCAACCAACCAACUUUGCAGCCCUUGCCACCUGCACUACGACUUCAUCGGGAAGGUUGAGACCUUGGAAGAAGACGCCAACUUCCUUUUACGAAAGAUCGGGGCCCCGGAGAACCUGACAUAUCCCUCGUUCAAGGACGGGAACCCCAAAGCGGCCAGAACUUCCACUCAGAUCACACAGCAUUAUUUUUCCCAGCUGAACGCUUCGGAGCGGCAGCGGGCGUAUGACUUCUACUACAUGGAUUACCUGAUGUUUAACUACUCCAAACCCUACAAAGACCUCUACUGAAGCUGUGUACGUCGUCCAAUUGAUGCUAGGAUCUGUUCAGACACUAAUUAGACUAAUCCACAUUUACACAGUCUCAUCCUCUACCGUCGAUAACACAGAAUGGUCUUUAUUUACCACCGAAAAGUCUGACCGGAGGUGACUCGACAAGUUACCAGUGACUAGUAACUGACAGCAUACAUUUUAUGUGGUGUGUAAAAACUCAAUCCAGUGUUUAAUAUACAGAUGCACUAACGUUUGAAAGUUUGGGGUCAGUAAGAUUUUGAUACAAUGUUACAGAAGAAUUCCAUUUCAAAUAAAUUCUGUUCUUUUGAACAUUCUUUUCAUCAAAGAAUCCUGAAAAAAAGUAUUGUAUAUCACUGU